This is a messenger RNA of Stylophora pistillata, 2899 nucleotides long. RefSeq names its product fibroblast growth factor receptor 1-A. Lineage: Eukaryota; Metazoa; Cnidaria; Anthozoa; Scleractinia; Pocilloporidae. The record is from RefSeq and is a predicted model, not a curated record. Gene Ontology annotation, cellular component: signaling receptor complex; plasma membrane. Gene Ontology annotation, molecular function: transmembrane receptor protein tyrosine kinase activity; ATP binding. Gene Ontology annotation, biological process: protein phosphorylation; positive regulation of kinase activity; cell surface receptor protein tyrosine kinase signaling pathway.
UUUGUCAACCUCACAACUUCACGUGUAAUUUAUUUGCUUUGAACCUUCGCUCCGAAAGAUGCUGGAAACGUUACUAAUCGUAAUACGAGGCUGUUUUGGUUUUGCCUUACUCCUAAUGGUUCUCAAUGCACCACAAACUCAGUCCGUUACAUUUACAACCACACCACGCAACCCAACAGACGUUGUAGAGGGAUUGAAUAGUGGAAGAGUUUCUCUUGUUUGGAAAGUCUGUCUUAAUUCUCGAGAAAACUUGCGGAAUAUUACCAUUGGAAGAAAGAGACCCGAUGGAAAUCAACUGACAACAAUAGCUACGAAACCAAACGCCAAUUCCUCUCUCCUUGUAGACAGGAAAUUCCAAAAAUUCUACAUUGCAAGAUCUCCAGCAACCCUAGUCUUAAAAAACGUGAGAAGAACAGAUGAAUACAUAUACUCUCUUGAAAUAUUUUAUUCUGAUGGUAUUCGCAUCGGUCGGAAAGAAACAGACGUCCUUGUUCGUGUGUUUGUGCCUCCAAGUAUUACCAAUGCGCCUAUUACGAGGAUACAUGUAGAGGCUGGAAAAGAUAUCACGCUAACAUGUAAUGCAUCUGGUGAUCCCAGACCGAAUAUCACCUGGACCAAAGAUGGCGUCCCUAUGAGCCCCUCAAGUGACAACUUUUAUCAGUUUCGUCUUACUGGCGUACAGAGCAAGGAUUCAGGAUCAUACAAAUGUAUUGCCAGUAACGGAUACGGCAGCGAUGCAAGUACUGUUAGCAGAGUCGAUGUAAAAUUACCUCCUAGGAUAAUCCUUCCCUCCGUUAGAGAGGCAGAGAUCAAAAUUGGAGAUGAUUUUGUCUUGGUAUGCUAUGCAUCAGGUGACCCAAAACCGAACAUCACUUGGACUAGAGAAGGUUUAACAGCAAUUGAAUCUAUUCGUACCGGCAACUUUUUGCAACUUACAAAUGUGACCAGAAUGAGUGCAGGGUUAUACAGGUGUACAGCUAGUAAUGGAUAUGGGAAUAAUGCCACCAGUGUCAGCGUGCUCAGCAUUAAAUGUGGUGAAAAAUGUGAGCCUCACAGAAUAGAACUGACGCUCGUAAAUGAAACGUGGACACGGUCUUUGUUAAACAGGGAUUCUAUUGAGUUCAGGACCUUGGAAUAUACCAUUCUUUUAGCAAUCUGGAAUGUUUACGCGCGACAGUCUGAAGAGGAGCUUUUAAAGGUGAAAGUUCUAGAAUUCAGGCCUGGUAGUGUCGUCGCCAUUGUUGAGCUUAUGUUUAGAAAAUUGGCGAGUGACCCUUUGAAACCAAUCCAUGAUGAAAUUUCUAAUGGAAGAUUGUCUUCUUUCAAAGUUAAUGCUGUUUUGGAUGUUGAUCCAACCGAUCCAGCCACGACAACAAGUUCCAAUUUGAUUAAGGAUGGAACAUUUCUUCACGUUGUGUAUUCAAGUGUCAUUUUCGUCCUUUCGAUGAUCUUCAUUGUGGUGGUUAUUUUGCUCUGGAGGAGGAGGCCUAAUAAUCCAGGUCCUUCGACUGAAAAUAGAAGUUUCCGUUAUCAUAGUAGUAACGCUACGGAUAAUCAGGAUCAAAAGAACCAAGUUCAAGCUAAUGAGGCAUACGUGAAUAUCUCCGAACGUCUGAUCUUGAGCGAAGAGGAAACGGUAGUUGUUCAAUCGUCGCCAGUAAGAAACGCAGUACCAAACAGAAAACAUCAAAUGGACUCUGAGUAUAUGUCAAUUAAGAGAAUGACAACAAAGUUCAAGAAAUGGGAAGUCAAACGGGAAAAUGUUCAAAUCUCGAAAGUCAUUGGAAAGGGUGCUUUCUGUCAAGUUGCUAAGGCAACUUUAUCAGAUAUCAGUGGAGUAAGGGGAACAACAACUGUGGCAGUUAAAAUGCUGAAAGAAAAUGCCCCAGAUAAUGACAAGAAAGAUCUACUGUCAGAGCUGGAUUUGAUGAAGAAACUUAAGCCUCAUCCUCAUGUCAUUCAACUGAUGGGAUGCGUCACUAAAACUGAUCAUCCACCGUGACUUAGCGGCCAGAAAUGUUCUUGUUGGGGAAGGAGAGAAGUGUAAGCUAACAGACUUUGGAAUGGCGAGGAAUGUUAACCAGGAUGAUAUCUACAACAAAACGAGUCGGGGCCGCCUGCCAGUAAAGUGGACUGCUUAUGAGGGUUUAGUUUAUGGAAAGUACACAACACAAAGUGAUGUCUGGAGUUUCGGCGUUGUUCUGUACGAAAUAUUUACUGUAGGUGGAUCUCCUUACCCUGCUAUUAACGCCCGCGAAAUUGCAAACAAACUUCAGCAAGGAUACAGAAUGCCUAAACCUAAACAUGUUGACCAACAGCUUUACCAGAUUAUGGUCCAGUGCUGGCAGGAAAAUCCAAAUGACAGACCAACAUUCUCUUCACUUAAAGACGUUAUCAGUCGCAUGGCUAAAAACAAAAAUGACACUUAUUUCAACAUGAGAGAGUAUGAUACCACUCUUUAUGCGAAUGUCGAUGACCUAACUAUGGAAUGAAUGAGGUCAAUAAUUGCAACAUAUCAUGGAGGCAGGAGACUAAUUUUAAAUCUUCUUGUCAAUCUCUAGUGUAGGGUUACAGGUUACAGGUUCAGUCCAGUUUUAAAGUGGACUGAUGAAAGAGCUGGUUGAGAAACAAAAGAUAAACCAUAUUAAUUAUGAAGGUUAAUCAGCAUCAGAUCAAACGGACAAGCAGUUUACUAAGUAAUUCAUGUUGCUGUCGCUAUACGUAUCUAGAAGCCUUGAUAAAAUGUUGAGAAGCUGAAUAUUUUCCAGUCAUCCUGCUUUGUGACAUUUUUAUAAAAACAGGUUCGAAGACAUGGUUUAUUUUUCAUGCUUUUUCACUUUACGGUAAAUAUUUUGACGUCGCUAGGUCAUCUUCAAUUAAAUAAAGGCUGAUAGUUACU